AUGCCAGAAGCAAAAACAAUUGAAAAGAAAAUGUACACGAAAUUCGGUUUCAAACUCAAUCCUGAUGUGAAUCCGUUCAGUAUACCUUCGAAGACCAUCAAGCCGAAGGAUAAUAUUAUCAAGCAAGGUCUCAGAAGACAGGCGACCCUGCCCUCACUGGCGGGGACCACGCUACGGAAGGAAGCUGCCAAGCAGACCGUCAUGAGGGAGAAGUCCUUCACUGAUAAGAGGGACGAAGCCAGGAGAGAGAACAGAACAGUCAUUAAAGGAGUGCGGACAAACAGACGGUUUGAACUACAGAUGAAGAUGAGGAACAUCAACUAA
Messenger RNA from Danaus chrysippus (African queen), 324 nucleotides. Lineage: Eukaryota; Metazoa; Arthropoda; Insecta; Lepidoptera; Nymphalidae. The record is from the annotation of a GenBank genome assembly.